AUGACGGAUCCAUUGCAUAAUACAUAUCCCAGAUCGCCGAUACCUUCUACAUCAUCUUAUGAUUCAUCUUCGGUAUCUUCUGCGACCUCUCCCAGGCCCCAAGGAUUGUACGAAGGAGGAUUGAUGGGAGCUUCGCCACGGCCAAUGACCGGAAACAUUCCUCACCCACAGCACAUGGCAAUGACUUCAGGGCUUCCGCCACCCGGGCAAAGUCCUUUCCACCACAGUUAUAGCUCUGCUACUACAUCUCCAGGCGGAAUGGGCAUGGAUUCCAUAGCAUCAAAUGGGUCGUCAAGCGGCACUCCAGGCCCUUCUGUUGGACAAAUGACAUCGGCAAAUAUGCAAGCGCAAAAGCGAGCGUAUCGACAACGAAGAAAAGAUCCAAGUUGUGAUGCCUGUCGGGAACGCAAAGUUAAAUGUGAUGCAACGGAAACUAGUAGCUGUUCGGAGUGCUCUAGUAGGAAUGUCAAAUGUCAAUUUACGAAAGAGACAAAUAGACGUAUGUCCUCUAUCAAACAGGUUCAAGACUUGGAGAAACAGAUUGCCCAAGUCAAGCGCGAGAAUAACCAAUUGAGAGCCAUGCUCAGUAUGAAAGAGGACCAAAUGGAUGUUGAUGAAGGUUCGACUUCUAUUUACUUACCAGAAAUCGGAUCGCAACCGAAGAAGAGACCAAGAGCCCCUCUGCUACACGAUUUGUCAAAAAUACAAUCAAGCAUCGGGAAUUAUAGCCAUGGAAUCUUCAAAACUCCAGCUCCAUACCGACAGAUAGGAUCACCAAUAACCAGAAUUUCUUCACCUCCCGAACUACCUCCUAAACAUCUCGCAGAUCAUCUCUUGAGAGCUUAUUAUUCUUCCAUACAUCUAGUAACACCCAUACUUCAUUGGCCAAACUUUGAGCGCGAGUAUGAAGAAGUUUACAAAAAGGGCUCUUUGGAAACUACACCACGGAACUGGACUGCAUUAUUCUUUGCGGUGAUGGCAGUGGGAGUUCUUUUCAGCACAGAGCCCAGUAUUCAAAGAUCUUACAAAGGUAAAGAAUACAUAGAAGUAUCCAUAAACCUCACAGAUCUUUGGAAUGACGAUUACUGUAUUGAUCAUGCGCGUACAGUUCUUCUUACCAGUAUAUUUCUUUACGAAAUGAACCUUAAAUCGGCAGCGUGGACAUGGCUUGGAUCAAGUGUUCGAAUUGGACAAGAUUUGGGCCUUCAUUGCGAGACAGGACCGUCGCAAUCAGUUGAAGAUGAAAUGCGCAGAAGGGUAUGGUGGGGAAUCUAUAUUUGGGACCGGCACAUGUCGCUUGAAUUUGGAAGACCCCUUCUUAUCGACGAUGCAGAUUGCGAUGUUAAUCUCCCCAAUCCUAUUGAUGAAUUUUAUUUGGGCUAUCGAUCUCCACCUGCGCCUCAAAAUAGUGCACAAACAAGCAUGCCGUCAACCUAUCUUCUUCCAAUUAUCCAUACCAUGCGCGGUAUAGGGUCUCUCCUCAAGACCCUCAAAUUACCUAUCAUUCCUCCUUCCACAAUAUCUGCUUUCGACACAUAUUUUACAAACUGUUUAUCCGCUUUCCCACCCCCUUUCCAUCUCUCUUCCUCCGACCCUCUCGAAUCCACAACUCUCGUCCCAAUCUACCACCUCCUAAAUGCACGUCUCUUACUUCAUCGCCAUAACCUCACUACUUCUUCGCCACCCGAUCUACGCGCGUCCGCUAUCGAAUCCUGUAUUCUAGAUUCUAUGAACAGUGCUUCUAUACUCUCCCGCGCUCUCCCUCAAAGUUCCACAAGCCCACUAUCCUCGCAAAAUCGGAGCUGGGGCCAAAGUACUAGCGCGAUGAUUUGCAUGCAUAUAUGGCGAUGCACCUUGUUUUUACUGUUUGGAGGACGAUUUGACGCGGCUGCAACGUGUAUUAGAGCACUUGCUUAUGUUGGAUUUGAGAGAGAGGUUAAUGUGGCUUGUGGAAGAUACAUUGUAUUCUUUUUGGGCGUGUUGAUUGAUAAGAAGAGGAGUUCAGACAAUAAUGGUAGAGAGCAGGCGUAUUUGGGUCAAAGUUCCACUGAAAGGAUAGGAAGAUUUGACAUGGAUGAGGAGGUAGUGGCAUACUUGAGUGGAGAUUUGCAAGGGGGAGAUGAGAGUUGGAUUUGGCAAGGCAGAGAGGCGAUGGGGAUGAGGAGUCCCAAUGCUGGAGGAGCGGGCGUGACUAGUCCUACAUUAUCAAGAGAGGGAGAUAGAGAUAGGGAGAUGGGAGGUAUGAGUGGAUUGAGUGGAGGACUUCUGGUGCUUGGGGAGGCGGAAGCGAGGGACUGGGGUGGGUGGGAAAGAGUGCAAUAUCUGGUGGAGAUUCUGGCAAGAGAAUCAAAUGCGUCUGGGCCUGUGCCAGGCUCUGGACCUCUCUCUGGACAUGGACAAGGAAAUGCAUACCUUCCCGAGCCUCGAGGCGUAUUCGGUCUAGGGUUGGGUGUAGCGCCUGGAGUAGCAGGAGGAAUGGGUGGCGCAACAGGAGGAUCAAUCGGAGCGAGCGGCAUGGGACCAAUUUCAGCAAAACCACAAACAAGUCCUCCGGCUCGAAGGGACGACAGAAAUCGUGGCAACGAACGGAUGAGUAUUACCAACAUCAUCUAA
Molecule: messenger RNA, 2613 nt
Organism: Botrytis byssoidea
Lineage: Eukaryota; Fungi; Ascomycota; Leotiomycetes; Helotiales; Sclerotiniaceae
Exons: 1
Coding region: 1-2613 (870 amino acids)
Biological process (GO): regulation of DNA-templated transcription; DNA-templated transcription
Molecular function (GO): DNA-binding transcription factor activity, RNA polymerase II-specific; DNA binding; zinc ion binding
Source: RefSeq, a predicted model, not a curated record